AUGCCCACACAGGAGGACAGCUUCCCAGGCACUUGCAGUGACCGUCCGCAGGGGCCUGGAGAAGGCGGGCCCAGCAGACACCACUCAACGGCACUGGGACCUGCGGAGGGAAGCCCCGCUUGUCACCUGACUCUCAUUAUUCUGGAACCGCACGCGAGUAAUUUCAAGGACGAGCUCUGCGCGGCGAGAUGGCACCACCCCCGGGGCCGUGACAGCGGCGCGCAGUUAACGUGCGCAGGCGCGCAAGGCACGUCGGGAGUUGGAGUCCUGGUGCCCGCGCCGCCGCUGGGGGCGCCCGGCGGGGGAACCCUGAUUCCCGUCAGGCUGUGCGCGGCCGAGAGCCUCGACGCCGCGAGGGGCCGGAGCUGGGGAGUUGGAUGCGAAGGCCACGAACCCGGUCAGACCCUCGCGGUCUUCCAGCGCUCUCCGCCUGGACCCUCCUUGCUGGGGCGCCUUGCCCACCUUCCGCAAGCCCCAGGAGAAAGAGCAGCUCAGCUUGCAGGAGCUUGGAGAGGGUUGCAGCAUGGAAAUGGGCACUCAGAACACCCUCCUGAUCCUGGAAGCCUCUUGGAACUAACUUGCAGGAAAAGUCUGCAGGAAGAACAGCUGGACGCCCCUGCUCAGGUCAUUUCCUUGCCCCGAGCAGAACCACAGCAGCAGGAUUCCCUCUCCCCCAAAGCAGGUCACAGGGAAUUCCAUGCGGACAGCAUACAAUAUGAGAACGGAUAUGGACAUAUUAACAUUAGGGGACCCUAAAGAAGUAGGCAGUUGCUGACACUCACCCAAAAUCGGUGCCUGCAGGUCAAUAAACUGCCUAUGUGAAGCUUCUAAUCAGCUUUUAAACAUGUCACUUGGAAACAUUAAGAUACAGUCAAGGAUCACCAGUCAUUUAAGAAAUGGAUCCCGCGCAGAAACAAAACGUGUGUGUUCAGGGGAGCAGACAAACUGUUAAUGGAAGAAAUUGGAAACAAAUUUCUAAACACUGCUAAUAGCCUCAAAGUUAUUUAAGAAAGGAGUGUUGGAAAUUAAAAAUAUAGCCAAAAUUGUAAAAGAAAUUCAACAGAAGUGUUGCAAGAAAAGUUAAGGAAAUUAUCCAGAAAAUAGAACAAAAAGACACAGAAAAUAGAGAAAUUAGAUCUCGAAGUUCAAUCCACGAAGUCCAACAACUUUCCAGGAAGAGUUCUAGGGGGGAAAAAUGGAGGGAAGUAACUUUCGAAAGAAAGAAUACAAUUUACCAAAAAUAAUAAGGCUUGAGUGCCCAGACUGAAAGAUCCACCAAGGACAAUGAUUCCUUGUAGAAAAUCAGAUAAACAAAACAGCGUAAAAUAUUGAGGUAGAAAAGAAGUCACACUUAAAAAAACAAAAGGCAGGAAAAAGAAUCUUACUAAAAUGUCUUAACAUUGGAUGCUAAAUAGUGGAACCAGGCCUUCAGAAUUCUGAAAAUUGAUACAAUGUAGAAUUGUAUAGCCAGCCAAACUGUUAUUAUAUGUGGAGACAAAAAACACUUGGAUAUUCAAACUGUAUUUUUCAAGUAAACAGACUCUUAACAUAAUCACAAACGAACUGGCAAGUACUAAUAGGUCCAUUUCCCACAUACCUCCUGAGGUUGCUAAAUCUCUCUCCACCUUAUAACUGAGAUGUGACCUCCAAGGUCACCCGACCUUGAGAGUGAUGGAGAACAGGUUGGAAAUUCAAAAUGUAACGAAAAUUGUAAAAGAAAUCCAAUAGAAGAGUCGCAAGAUAAAGUUAAGGAAAUUUUCCAGGAAUUAGAACAAGAAGACAGGCAUAAAAAAGAGGCAAGAAAAGAAAGCAGUUCAAUAGAGGAGGUGGGACAACAUCCUAAUAGGAGUUACAUAGGAUUUUUUUAAUUAAAAAAAAAAGCAAAACUUAAGAACCAGCCCAAAUUGGAACAGGAAGAUGGAAGGCUGUGAGGAAAAAAUGAAUGUGUGACAUUUGAAGAUACUUGAUACCCGAACCUGAGACAGGAUGGAUAGAUGGUGGAUAGGAUAGAGCACAUCUGACAGUCACUGACACGGGAACAACCUGUAGUCAGGGUGUACUCUUGAUAACUGAUUAACUAGACCUAUAUAUAUAUGAAACAUGAACAUACAUUUAAGAAAUUGGACAGCUACUUAAAACAGAACUAGAGGGUCCAGUUUGCACUGUUUUCCAGUUCUCAGACCCCUACUGGGGAGGCUUUUGGGGCUGGAGAGAAAAAAUUGGAGACUUGGGGCUACAACCCCAGUGAGAUGGGAUGCGUAAAUCACUGAGCUGGACACAGUUUUUCCCUCAACAUUACCAAAUUCUCACACUCUGUAGUCAGGAAACUAAGAAACACAUGAGGAAAAAACCCUGAAAAGCAGAGUAGAGGCUUUGGCAUGUCAUCAGGCUGAGAAGAUGAGGAUUAUCGAUGAGGACUAACCAGGGAGAGGGCCUCUGCUGCCCGGCGGGAAGCCCAUAAAAGGAUUCUAACAGUGGGAAGUGAACCAACAGUGGACAGAACCUCACUAACCUGCAACACAGCUUCAUGUGUGAUCAGAGGAAAGUGAUUAGCUCCUGUUUUGUCCUACCUUGCAGAAGAAGAUAUCUGUAGCCUUUCUAACUUUUUAAGCACAAAUUCAGCUUCCAAUUAAAAUUUUCUAGGCAUGUCAAGACACACGGUCAAUUGACUGAAAAUAAAAGGACAAAAGAUAACAAAAACAAACCCAUGGGUGAGUCACAUGUUGGAGUUAGCAGGCAAAACUGUACAAUAACUACAACUAACAUGUUCAAGAAAAUAAAGGAAAAGGAGUAAAAUAUAGAUGAAAGGAUGGAGAAUAUCACCUGAGAAUUGAGCUUUGUACGAAAAUUAACUAUAACUAAAAUUGAUAAUUCAAUAGAUUAAAAGUAGAUUAGACACAGCACAAGAGAAGAUUAAUUAACUGGAAGAUAAGUCAACAUAAAACAUCCUAACUAGCACAGAGAAAAAAAAAGUGAUAAAGCAGAAAAGAGAAUAAGACAUAUGAGACACACCUGAUAGUCCAACAUACGUGUAACUGCAGUCCCAAAAGGCAAGAAGAGAGAAUGCCACAGAAUUCUCCAAAAUUGAUGAAAGAUACCCACCCACAGUUUCGGGAAUCUCUGUGAAUUCCAAAUGCGAUAAAUGCCAAGCAAAACCACACAUAAGCACAGCAUUAUGAAACUGUUGUAAACAAAGACCAAAAAAAAAAAAAAUCAGCCAGAGAAAAUAUUCACAUUAUCUUCAAGAAAUGGACAGCUGACUGCAACAGAAAUGAAGCUGGAAAAUAAUGGAGUGACAGAAUAAUUGGAAAAACAAACUGGCAACUUAUAUUUUAAAAUCUUAAUGUUUUAUUUAAUACAAUAUAGUCAAAACAUCAGGAUUUAAACAUGUGAUCAAUACAAAUUAUUAAAUAAUUAAAAUGUGUUGAUCUUACGUU
This is a messenger RNA of Rhinolophus ferrumequinum (greater horseshoe bat), 3437 nucleotides long. RefSeq lists its product as uncharacterized. The coding region runs from base 1 to 756 and encodes 251 amino acids. The transcript is spliced from 5 exons. NCBI's taxonomy places the organism in Eukaryota, Metazoa, Chordata, Mammalia, Chiroptera, Rhinolophidae. The record is from RefSeq and is a predicted model, not a curated record.